Molecule: messenger RNA, 619 nt
Organism: Phragmites australis (common reed)
Lineage: Eukaryota; Viridiplantae; Streptophyta; Magnoliopsida; Poales; Poaceae
Exons: 1
Coding region: 111-380 (89 amino acids)
Source: RefSeq, a predicted model, not a curated record
ACCGAAGGCCCCCUCAUCAUCAAAGUAUCCAAAGCAGAGCAGAGCAACACCGGCGUUUUUCCAACUGAGAUCAGUAGUAAGACUAGUGCUGUCGGCGGAUCCCAACUGCCAUGGAGGACAUAGCGUUGCUCGUGUCCGAGGAGUCCGAGAAGAGGAUGAGGCGAGGAGCCCCCGGCGCCGAUGACGGAGGCAGCGAGGCGGCCGAGAGCAGCAGCGGCAGGAGGAACUUCGGCGCCGUGGCGAAGGUGUGGGGGUCGUGGGUGGAGUCCGCCUCCGCCGCGGCGUCCGGGGUGAGGGUCAACGUCGCGGUGCAGCUCAGGGAGCUGGAGCCCAAGACCGGCCUCGGCCUGGCCGCAUUCGACGGCUUCUUCUCCGCUUAAUCGUGCUCCUGUUUCUUGAUAUUUGAUUCGGAGGAAGUUUAUGUAUGUCUCUUCCGCCGAGUAAUUACGCCUAAUCCCCAAAUGGUACUUUUGUCUCAAUCCGAUCAAAAAGAAACAUAGAUUAAGAUGAAGACGGACGGUUCAGUUAGCGAGCAUGGGAAGGCUUGUGGAGGUUUAGGGUGUAACGUGUACAUUAACGCUGUGCCUUACUAUGAAAUCUAAGAGAACUACUUGCUCCA